This is a messenger RNA of Nerophis ophidion (straightnose pipefish), 850 nucleotides long. Its product is annotated as proepiregulin-like. The transcript has 5 exons. Gene Ontology annotation, biological process: positive regulation of cell population proliferation; positive regulation of mitotic nuclear division; epidermal growth factor receptor signaling pathway. NCBI's taxonomy places the organism in Eukaryota, Metazoa, Chordata, Actinopteri, Syngnathiformes, Syngnathidae. Bases 100 to 567 code for a protein of 155 amino acids. The record is from RefSeq and is a predicted model, not a curated record.
CCACGCCCACACUGCUAGACAGGUCCAGCCCAACACAAGACACGACAUUUUUUGGGCUCCUUUCAGCGCGCACCAACUCCUCGCACGUCCUCCUCCCAAAUGGCGAACGGAAAAGUGUCCACUCUUCUCUCACUACUCGGUGUGAUGCUGCUGUGGCCUUUCAUCCUGACUAAAAGUAUCUCCUCCAAACUCCAAACUGCACACAGCGCCUUCGAGUCUGCAGAGCAGGAACAACAGCGCCUCCAUGCGGUGAUGAAGCGCUCAACACAGAACUGUGACUCCUCUUUUGACAAUUACUGCAUGAACGGUGGCCAGUGCAUGCUGCUGGUGGACAUCCAUGAGCACCACUGCAAGUGCCACAGUGGUUUCUACGGCCCUCGCUGCAGCAACCUGGAGUUGGUCCAUAAGCCCAUGGGAGAAAAGCAAAUCGUUUUCACAGUUUUCUGUGUGAUCAUGCUGAUGGUUGGCCUGGUUGGAGCAUUCUACUUGUGCUGCAAGUGGUAUAAGAAAAACAAAUGCAAUCCCCGGCAGAAGCGUCAGGGUUACAAAGGAGUGCAGACCAUGUAGUGAGCAGCGGCCAUGUUGGAAAAUGACAACCUUUUAUCACCAUAUUUUUUUAAUUAUUAUUUCAACCUGGCACUUUAAUAUUUGGUGUGGUUUAGCUCAUAUUUAUUUAUACUUGUCUGCUUUUUCUAAGCAGGACGGAUUUGAACAGCAGAGCCAUCUUUGUCAGUGUCAUGUUUAGUUUGAUAGAAGAGUUGGAUAAUUUAUUGUGAAAAAAAAAAGACUAUGUAAACAAUGGAAGUUCUGCUGUUGCCACAAAUAAAUAAAAGCAGUUUGUGUUGUUAAA